CUCCUUCCUCGUUACGAUUGAUCACCGAGAACCCUAAUUUCGUUCUGUGGCCAGCGCAUUGGAAUGUCAGAUUGACUGGUUCCAGUGGAUGGUAGGCAUAGUCUGGCUGACAAUUUGUCUCGGCUGCUUAACCCGAUAGUGAAAGUGGCAGAAACAUCACUCACUGUCAAUCUUGAAUCAAAAAAAUUCAGAAACAAAUAUCAGCUUUUGAAUUUGAAGGAAAAGAUCAAAGAAGUAGAGCUUCAACCUGGAACUGUCUUUGGAAAUCUUGAAAGCUCAGAAGCUGAACAAACCUUGCUAAAAAUCGAGUUUGUUCUACGAGUCAGAGAAGAUGAACAAGCAUUGAAGUCGACGAAAACCAGAUCUUAGAAGCAUUAAAAGCAAAGGGCAUGAAGCAUGAGGAGGUUACCGACGCAAGGGAGUCUCUUUACCGAGCUGGGGAGCUUGAAGAAAAGAGCAAAGGCACCUGAAGCAACCAUCAAGCAGUCAUACCCACAUAUUGCUUAGACUUGCAGGAUACACCUGAAAGCAGAAGGAUGUGGAACUCGAUGAACUGAUACCGAGUCAAACCGUUGAAAUGGAGAAGAAGAAUUGCAGAACUCGAGAACGCAGCAUCGCUUGUGGAUCGUGCAAGAGUUUGUGGGGACGAUGAAGACCAAGACAAGCAGGUGUGGGUUUUUGGCCCAUUACUGCUCUCUUUAUAAGCCUCUGCGGGUGUGGGGUUAGGAGUCUCCUACCGUCUCCUCUCCGAUUCCUCUCCUCUGCCACCGCCCCUGCAACCAGGGGGGGCCCUCUGCCGCGCGAAAUGCACCAACGAUGACGCCGCCCGCCUCCAAUUCGGUGGGAAGCUAUCCCCCGCAGUCACGGUCCCCGAAACCCCCUCCAUUGCGCUGGAUCCUAAGGAUUUGCUCUUUGCGACCAUUAGCCUAUUCAUUCUCAAUGGUUCAGAGAUCAGUUUGAUGUGGGCCUAGCAAACAGCUUUCCAAGAAACCAUUUUGUGUGAUGAGGCUUUCAGACAAUCAGGGCAAUCGCUUGGGAUCAACACAAUCAGAGGAGUCAGCCUUGGACACACACAGAAAUUUAUGCAGUCAUUUGCCUUAUAAUCGAUCUCCUCUCCAACUAAUUGCAUCAGCUGGUCAGCACCCUGAAAAUAGUGCCGCAUACUUUUUGUGGCCUACCUCUACCCUAAUGCAUGGUGCUUCUGAAGGACGAUCUAAGUACUUCGAGAACCUUCAGAAAGGAGUACUGCCAGGACAUCUUGGCCAUCUGCCAACUGGACAGCAAGCAAAAACACUUCUUGAUCUGAUGAUUAUAAGAGCAUUCCACAGCAAGAUCCUGCGUCGUUUCAGUCUUGGUACAGCUAUAGGCCAUCGAAUCAGAAGGGGAACAUUGACUAACAUUCCAGCAAUUCUAGUUUUUGUUGCAAGAAAAGUUCACAGGAAAUGGCUUGGCCACAACCAGUGUCUCCCAUCCGCCCUUGAGGGACCAGGGGGCGUAUGGUGUGAUGUGGAUGUGGUGGAAUUCUCUUAUUAUGGUGCACCAGCACCGACUCCAAAGGAACAAUUGUACAGUGAGCUUGCGGAUGGGUUACGAGGAAGUGAUCCAUGCAUAGGUUCAGGCUCUCAGGUCGCGAGCCAAGGGACAUACGGGACUUUAAGUGCCAUUGUGAAAAGUCGAACAGGCAACAAACAGGUUGGUUUCCUGACAAACCGUCAUGUUGCAGUUGAUCUGGAUUAUCCUAACCAGAAGAUGUUUCAUCCAUUGCCACCCAAUCUUGGACCUGGUGUGUACCUGGGGGCUGUUGAGAGGGCAACAUCAUUCAUCACUGAUGAUGUAUGGUAUGGAAUAUAUGCAGGAACAAACCCAGAAACUUUUGUGCGAGCUGAUGGUGCAUUUAUACCCUUUGCCAAUGACUUUGAUAUGUCCUGCAUUACCACUGCAGUGAAAGGACUGGGUGAGAUUGGAGAUGUUAAGGUUAUAGACAUGCAAUCACCAAUCAACAGCCUUAUCGGGAGACAAGUGGUGAAGGUCGGAAGGAGCUCUGGUUUGACAACUGGAACUGUAAUGGCUUAUGCACUAGAGUACAAUGAUGAGAAAGGAAUAUGCUUCUUGACAGAUUUUCUUGUUGUGGGUGAGGACCAACAAACCUUUGAUCUGGAAGGUGAUAGUGGGAGCCUGAUUAUUCUAACAGGACAAGAUAGUGAGAAACCUAAACCUAUAGGUAUCAUCUGGGGUGGGAUUGCUAAUAGAGGAAGGCUGAAGCUUAAAAAUGUCCAUGAACCAGAAAAUUGGACCAGUGGAGUUGAUCUGGGUCGCCUUCUCGAUCUCUUGGAACUUGAUCUUAUAACAACAAGUGAAGGACUAAAAGAUGCACUACAGGAGCAAAGAUUUGCCUUAACAGCUACUAUCAAUUCUGCAGUUGGUGAAUCAUCUCCAAUAGUAGGGAGCCUUCCACCUAAUGAGAUAUUUGAACCUCUAGGCAUUAACCUUCAACAGUUCCCUCCUGAAGGUGGUUCUGGUUCAGGAGAGAAUGUACCUUUCACAGAUAUGGCGUUUCAUGUGGAGACAGCUGAGGUUGCAAACAGUGUGGAAGAGCAUCAGUUCAUUCCGAAUCUAAUUAGCAUGUUGCCAAUGCAUCGCAGAGAAGACAACCUGGAAAGGAAGAAUCUAUCUGCACCAACUAACCUAUCUGACGAAGAUCCUUGUGUUUCACUGCAACUGGGGGACCGAGAACCGAAGAGGCAGCGUUCUGGUCAAAAUGAAGAUUAGUUUCUACCAAAGUGAAGCAGCUAUUCAUCAUGUCGGAGCUACUUCUCUAGUUACAGCUUCAUGCAAGAUAUCCAUGUGACAUGGAUAUGACAAAAAAGGCUCGGGUAGUUUUGCAUUUUCUGAAGAGAAUUUUUGAAGGCUUUGAAAGGGAAGCCUCAGUCUUCUUUGAACCGAAGAAUAGCCUCCACUUGGAGAAUCUUCUCUUUUUAGAAGUUAUGAUCUGGAACUACUCAUAGUUGAAAGGUCGGACAGUCAAAUUUUGAUUGCUAGGACUUUUUACAAACAGAUGUAGAAGAAAGACCAUUUAUUGGAAAGAUUUCAGUCAAUUUGCCCAGCUUAAGCUCA
Musa acuminata subsp. malaccensis (wild Malaysian banana) is the source of this 3114-nucleotide messenger RNA. Its product is annotated as protein NARROW LEAF 1. NCBI's taxonomy places the organism in Eukaryota, Viridiplantae, Streptophyta, Magnoliopsida, Zingiberales, Musaceae. The record is from RefSeq and is a predicted model, not a curated record.